CCGGAGAUCUAGCUACCAACAAGUACGAAAAACAAGCUAAGAACAACCACCCUGCAGGGCGGCACGUAGUACUCCAUGGCGCUCACCGGCGACUACAAGCUCAUCAGCACCGAGGACAUGCUCCAAGGCCACGCCGAGCUCUGCAUCCACGCCUACGGCUUCGUCAAGUCCAUGGCGCUCAAAUGCGCCAUAGAGCUCGGCAUUCCCGGCGCCAUCCACGGCAACGGCGGCGGCGCCACGCUCGGCGAGCUGGCCACCAUUAUCGCCCUCCCUCCCUCCAGGCUCCCGCGCCUGCGCCGCCUCAUGCGCGUGCUCACCGUCUCGGGCGUCUUCUCCGUCCAACACCAGCAGCCGGACGACUCCGCGGGCUGCGCCAUCGUCGUCUACGGGCUCACCUCAGCCUCCCGCCUCCCCGCCGGCGACGGUGAGGCGUCGUCCGGACUGUCCCGUCUAGUGUCCCUCAUGGUCGACCCGAACCUCACCGCGCCGUUCUCCGGCAUGAGCGCGUGGUUCAUGGACGACGAGCAGCCGCGCUCCUUCUUCGAGAUGCACCACGGCGAGGACAUGUGGGAUAUGGCCGCGCGGGAGGCUGCUCUGAGCAGGACGAUAGGCGACGGCAUGACCGACGACAGCCGCUUCGUCGUGGAGGUGCUCCUGAGGGAGGGCCGCGCGCGCGACGUCUUCUCCGGGGUGCGCUCGAUGGUCGACGUCGGCGGCGGCACCGGCACCAUCGCAAAGGCCAUCGCGGCAGCUUUCCCGCACGUUGAGUGCAGCGUCCUGGAUCUCCCACACGUCGUCGCGGAGGCCCCCGCCGGCGGAGAGGUGCGAUUCAUCGAGGGCGAUAUGUUCGAGCACAUUCCCCCGGCCGACGCUGUUCUGCUCAAGUCAGUGAUGCACGAUUGGCGUGACGACGAGUGCGUCAAGAUACUACGAAGGUGCAAAGAGGCAAUCCCUUCCAGAGAAGCUGGAGGGAAGGUGAUAAUCAUAAACAUGGUGGUUGGUUUUGAAAAGUCGAAGGGUAAUAGUACUAAAAAGGAGGAGGCACAAGCAUUGUACGAUCUCUUCCUCAUGGUUUUUGAGGGAGGUGAACGAGAAGAGCAUGAGUGGGAGAAGAUCUUCUUGGAAGCCGGAUUCAGUGGCUACAGUAUCAUACCUAUGCUAGGAAUUAGGUCCAUCAUCGAGGUCUAUCCUUAACUAAACAACAAACUUGCUAUGCAACCUUGGUAAAUAAUGUUCAAACUUCGUAAGCUAAUUAUUGCCUAUAUUAAUUUAUGCUUUAUAUAUGUAUGUGCACAGCAUGUACGCCCUGCUUGUCCUUCAAGUUUGUGCGGGUUUAAUUUGCUCAAAUUAGCUGGCUUUCAUGUUUGGGUCAGAGAUGAAUGUAGUCAUUUAUGUAUCUUGGAGUGUAUGCAAGUUACUCCAAAUUGUUUUUCAUCGGUGUAAUAAAGAUGUGUUGAUAAUA
This is a messenger RNA of Triticum urartu, 1462 nucleotides long. NCBI's taxonomy places the organism in Eukaryota, Viridiplantae, Streptophyta, Magnoliopsida, Poales, Poaceae. The record is from RefSeq and is a predicted model, not a curated record.